Messenger RNA from Mya arenaria, 1782 nucleotides. RefSeq lists its product as uncharacterized. Bases 104 to 994 code for a protein of 296 amino acids. The record is from RefSeq and is a predicted model, not a curated record. The transcript is spliced from 2 exons. Lineage: Eukaryota; Metazoa; Mollusca; Bivalvia; Myida; Myidae.
UGGGAAAUACCAAAACGCGGCAAAAUAAAAUCUCAAUCAUAUUUCUUAACAUUCAUACUACGGUUUACAUUGAGAAUAUUAACCAACAUUUGUUUUGUUCAGAAUGCCGAAUCGAAUGGAAUCGCGUGAAAUUCCUAGUGAAUCAUUGUCAGAGGAUCGAAGCUUUGUACCGCUCCUAGGCGUGUCCCACACCGUCUAUUUCAAAGCUCUUUUUCGUCUGGUUAACGAAUGGCUAAGUGGAAAAGUUGGUUCAGGCGUUAGGCUGGACAAGAAGCAAGAGGACACCAUACGAGAAUAUGUUGCCGACACGUAUAAGCCGGUGGCGCUAACAGCCACGGAUCCGACCGAUGAAAAAAUCGCGACAACAUACGAUGCACUCAGGCGCUGGAAUGUGCCGCUAAUACUCGACAAGGCAACAUCUCAUCGGUACUGGAUAAGGCGGUGCUAUGAACUUUGUGUUGCGGUCGGUGUGGAAUUUUCGGAGCAGAUGGAGAACCGUAUCAGAAUACAUGAUCUAAGUAAAUAUAGCGAUAAAGAACUAUUAGGCUAUGCAGUGAUGUUUGGGCGAGGUGGAUACAGACAAAUUGACGAUGAACGGGAGAAACACGAGUGGGAAUUGGCGCUUGAGCAUCAUUACUGUAGCAAUACUCAUCACCCCGAAUAUUUCUUUCCUAAAGACGCGGACGGUAGGCGGGGCAAGUCCCCGUCAAUGAUGGAUGCAGAUCCAGCAAACGGGGAGACGAAUCUGGCUGAGAGUAUCAUAGACAUGUUGGCAGCUCAUGGUGAAAGAACUCUGGAUAAAGAUACAGACGUUUCUGUUCGGAAAAUGUUUUGCAUGGAUGAAAAGUUCUUCAACAGGUAUGCUGAGAGCGACGGGGCUUACGUGAAAGCUAGAAUGCAAGAUUGGUUGAAGCUUAUAGAGACAUUUUUGUCCACCGAGGGAAAUGAACGGAAACUGGACGGCUGGUUCGACGGAAGACGUGUGGUGUUUUAAGCUACAUCCGUCAGGAAAAUCAAACACGGGUUCUAUGGUUGUGUAAAUGACUCUGGGAUGGUGAUACCAAUGUGUUAUUGUUGAUAUAUGUCAUGUUUUUAUUCGUAAUUUUACAAUGUAUGCGGUUUCUUUUGGCCUGUUUUUAUAUUCAAUUGACACUGUUUAUUUUCAUGCAAUCAAAUUUUUGAAUGUCUUGAAUCUGGGUUUAAGAUUCAGAUUCAGAACUGCUGAUUAUUUAAAUGUUUUGGAAAAUAGUUGAUGUAGUUUUCUUGAAAAAAAAUGUUAUUCAAUGGUAAAACCUGUCAUCUGGAAUAUGUUCAGCAAAAUUCACCAUACAUUCUGCAGUACAAUUAACAAUGAAAAUAAGAUUUUGAAUUUCUGAGUCUUUAGUCUGAAACUCAGACUUAGUUCAUUAUUGAAUAGGGUUCUGGCCCUGAUUUUUUAAAGGUUAAUCGGCUUAAUAAACUGAUUUCAAUAAGCUAAAAAUUUACACUUAAAGUCUAAUUUUUUUCUUAAAGAUAAAAUUUAACGCAAAUUAUAGAAAAACCAAAAUAGUGAGCUUAGCUUAAUCCUGUUAUAUAAGACACUUAAGAAGUUUCGAGAAAUUUGGGCAUGUUUAUUUUGUAUCCUCGUUUAAACAUUGACAUUCAAUUUAAAGACAAUAUUUCAAAAUGAAAGGAACAGAUUUUAAAACAUUUCAAAAUUUAAUAUUAAAUAAGAGUAUGAUUGUACAUAUGAUCUUGUUUCCAUGGUUGUAUAAUUGAACUGUAAUAGUUAUAAAAAAAAAC